Messenger RNA from Gadus morhua (Atlantic cod), 2422 nucleotides. It is a transcript of the gene bicdl2, whose product is annotated as BICD family like cargo adaptor 2. Bases 522 to 1844 code for a protein of 440 amino acids. The transcript has 10 exons. Lineage: Eukaryota; Metazoa; Chordata; Actinopteri; Gadiformes; Gadidae. The record is from RefSeq and is a predicted model, not a curated record. Gene Ontology annotation, biological process: Golgi to secretory granule transport; vesicle transport along microtubule.
AGGAGUUCACUGUCUGUUCAUUAAGCUUUAACAUUACCUGGAUUUAGCCAUUCUAAAGUCAGUGUACAGUUGGAAAAAAAAAACAAAGAUAUUUUUAAGAUUGAAAAUGAUGAAGAACUUUGGAGUUGUAAUACAAUGUUCCUGCCAUAGACUUUAAGGAAGUAAGAGAUUUGUUAAAAAUCUCGGCUCUUGGGGAGAAUCUGGACCGCAAUGUUUUUCCCGUUGAGGACCUCCCUGGGGAGGUAGUUCUACAUCAGAGCAGGAGAUACAACCGGCAGGAAACACGAGAAGAGAGCCAAAUACAAUACUCUUUCACUAAGCUGCCCACGGAUACUGUACUGUAUACUGGAUACUGUACCGCAGCUUGUGCCAAUUCACCUGCGUGUCUGCGUGCGUGUCCACGGGUGUGUGUUCGCGCAACCAAAAAAAAUCAAGAGUAAAACUAGGAUUGCGAACCAUGUGGUGCGACCUCUGACCCCUGCCUCAGCCAUCGUACGCGAACACGUCCACACGGGGGGGACAUGUUCUCCCACAGGAAGAACAGCGUGCCGUCGCCCAGCAUCGACGACUCCUACUUCGGCUUCUCCCUGAGCAUUCCCAGCACCCCCUCCUCGCUGCUCCCCGGGGGGGGAGACCUGGAUGGGGGCCGGGGGGAUCUGGAGCCAGACCUGAUCCUGGCUGCAGAGCUGGGUCAGGCGCUGCUGGAGAAGAACGAGGAGCUGGCCGCCUCUCUGCAGGAGAGGGAGAGGGAGCUGGAGGUGGUCCAGCAGCAGAGGCACGUCUUCCAGAGGAAGCUGGAGAUGAACGAGUUGGCGUCCGGACAGAGGGAGGCGGAGCUAGUGGCAGACAUGGCGGUCCUACGGGUGGAGCUGGAACGCCAUCAGAAAGAUGGGCAGGACCGACGGCGGGAUGAGAGUGAUCAGCUAACCCAGUUAGCUAAUCACAACCAGCGACUCGUGGAGCAAUUGGCAGAGGCGGUGACUCUGGAACACACCCUGAGGACAGAGCUUCGAGCGCUCCGAGAGGAGGUGGACGAAUCUUCCUUCAGCCGAGGCAUCAGCUUCAGUCAGCAGAGGAACAUGCAAGCAGAGAACAAGAUGCUGCACGGUCGGCUGUCCCACAUGGCGGAGCAGAUGGGGGCGGUGCAGGGGGCGGGGGAGAGGCUGCGGGCGGAGAGGGAGGAGCAGAGGGAGAGGCUGGCCGACCUGCAGGCCAGACUCAGGGAGAAGGAGACGGAGAUAGAGCAGGAGCAGGGAGUGGUGUUUGAGUUGCGUUCGGUGAACCGCACUCUGCAACAGAAGGCUCUUAGGCUGGGGGACGAGAGCGUGUUGGAGAACACACACAUGCAACCUCUCUCUCUGCUUAGUGAAAUACAGCAAUCCCAGGCUAAAGACACCCUACUGGCCCACUCGACAGUGCUUCAAGCCAAGGAGGAGGAGAUCCAGUCGCUGAAGGAGGAGCUGCUCUCACAACAGCAGGAGCUGCUCUCUCUCAGGGAGGAGAUCAAACCCUUCCACAGCAACCGCAACAAACCCAGUUACAGUGUUCUUGAGGGAGAGCUGGCAGUCAUACAGCAAGAGAAGGAGUCCCUGACACAGCAGCUCAUGAACACCAUCAAACACAAGGUGGCCCUGUCACAGGAGCUUGAAGCCUGGCAGGAGGACAUGCGGUUGGUGCUGAACGAGCAGGUGAUGCAACGUCAGGGGGAACUCCAGAAGGAGCAAAAGGAGACCAGUGAGAAGAGGGAGAAGGAGAGGUCGUCAGGACUGCAGCGCAGCAAGUCUCUGAAGCUGGGAGGGGAUAAAAGCAAAGGAUUCUUCACUGCACUCUUCAGGGAGAAAUAAAUACAUUUUAAAUGUGUGGUACGAUUUGGGAGUUGUAAAGGGACAGAAAAUAGCAAGAUUUUGAAACUGGACCUCCAUGAUCCCGCCAAUAAGAAGUGAUGCAUUUACAAACUCUUGAUUGACAGGCAAGAUGAAUUCCCCAAAUCUAUCGCGGUAGAGAUGCCGUGAAUGGUCAGAAAUUAGCCGGGAGCAUGGCUAACUUCAAAUGGAUAUUCUCACAGCGUAUUUCACGGACUUAUUAUUGACGGACAGCUUUGCAAUUUCUAACAAAUUGAAUUCAAAUAACAGCUCUUUAAUCGUACCUACAGCACCUCACUUUAAGCCUGUUUACAUUCAGCGGCCUAACAUUUGAAACGGAUAUAUUAUAUAUAUAUAUAUAUAUAUGUUUAUAUUUACACUUUACAGACCUCAGAGCUCAUCUAUUUUAAGAAAUGUUGUUGUAUAUAUGUACAGUAUAUCUAUUACAUGACAAGACCUUGAAUAGCUUAUUGUUGUUUGCUAUUUUAGUGUCAGAAGAUUUUGUAUUUUAUUGUAUUAAACAUUAGUUUCAUUUUUGGAAACAUUCCCCUUCAAGUUAA